This is a messenger RNA of Branchiostoma floridae (Florida lancelet), 1583 nucleotides long. RefSeq lists its product as uncharacterized. Gene Ontology annotation, molecular function: carbohydrate binding. The coding region runs from base 1 to 1146 and encodes 381 amino acids. The record is from RefSeq and is a predicted model, not a curated record. The transcript is spliced from 8 exons. NCBI's taxonomy places the organism in Eukaryota, Metazoa, Chordata, Leptocardii, Amphioxiformes, Branchiostomatidae.
AUGGCAAACUGGACCUACAGCAAGGCCUUUGUUCUCCUGUACUUUGCUGUGAUGUGGCCAAGCCCGAAUGUGUACGGAUUAACUAAGCAGGAAGCGGCCCAGUUGCAAAGCCUGAUGUUAGAGGUGAAGGCUAAGAUUGACCAGACGAAAGUGCAGGUUGCGCGUACCCGGGACCACUCAUUGUCACAGAGAUUCGUCUUCACCCCGCCACAUGCAACAGCCUAUGCUUGUGGUGAGAGUGGCACCUUGCAGCUGUCGUGCGUGGAGGGAAAGACGCUCCUGAUCUUGGACGCCAACUACGGCCGCACGUCGACCGACCACGCCUGCCCUUGCUCCACCUGUCGCGCCGACUGCCGGGCAGUCAACAGCUUGUCAGUGGUGCGGAGCGCCUGCCAGGGCAAACGGCAGUGCGCCGUGCGGGCCGCAUACUCCAUUUUCGGUGAAGACCCCUGCUGGGGUGUGCAGAAGUACUUGGAGGCGUCAUACCACUGUAUCACAGAAAGUAACGUUGCCUUUGGCAAGCCAGCAACAGCAAGCUCUCAUCCUUCACAUUGGGGACCCGAAAAGGCUGUGGACGGCUUCAGAGGGACGGCCGUUUCCUGGUACAACCAGUGCCUUCACACCAACCAAGUGUAUCAGCCGUGGUGGAAGGUGGACCUGGGGGCUGGGGAUCCCUACACCGUUAACCGGGUCAGCGUUCUCAACAGGGGGGACUGCUGCGGAGAUCGACUGCGAAACUUCCAGGUUCGAGUAGGCCCGAAUGAGAACUUCGCCCAGAAUGACCAGUGUGGGGAGACUUACACGGCACGUCCAGCCAAUGGUGCGACCAUUGUGGUGUACUGCGACCAGCCGAUGUCCGGCCGUUAUGUGUCCAUUCAGGUGAUGGGACGGUCCGAAAAUCUGCAGAUUUGCGAGGUCGAGGUUUUCGCCGAAACAGCAGCUGACGGGAUAUCGCCAGAAGGUCCCAAGAUGUGGCGCGAUGAUGGCCGCUGCGGACAGCACUACCCUGCAGAAAACGGCCAACCUGCCGAGUGCGACCCUUACGGUGUGAUCCCGUGCUGCUCAACCGCCGCCUGGUGUGGAAACACCGUACACCACUGUAACUGCCAUGGUUGUAUCGACUACAGAAACACACUGUCAGGGUAGUCGGGCGGAGGACCGCAACUGCGCUCCACAGCUUAAAGUUGAACCAAUGACCGAGCUUUCAUCAAUGGAAUUCAACGGAGAAACACAACUGUUGGUGUGAAUGUGUGUGUCAUGUUUUGACAAGAGCUUUAUGUUCACCGGCGUUUCUUUUUCCCUUGUUUAUGGACUCAAAGUUAAGAUAACAAACAAGUUUACGUGAUGGCUUGUUGGUUUUCAUAAUAUUCGAUUUUCUCUUAUCACAAUGUAUGUUUUGCAUAUAAUUCGCAAAAGCCUUCCCCAUAUAUGAAUUUGUGUGCUUGAACUAAUAUUCGGAAUACUUUGUUUUAAGUGAUAAUGUCCAAAGGGACGUUUGCUUUCCCUGCUUGAUGUGAUAGGGUGGAUAUCACCAUUAUGUAUGCGGAUACAGUCUCUUUGGCUUCGCUAGGAUUUGACACAAA